Messenger RNA from Mya arenaria, 7140 nucleotides. Its product is annotated as CCR4-NOT transcription complex subunit 6-like. The transcript is spliced from 9 exons. Gene Ontology annotation, cellular component: CCR4-NOT complex; nucleus; cytoplasm. Gene Ontology annotation, molecular function: protein binding; poly(A)-specific ribonuclease activity. Gene Ontology annotation, biological process: nuclear-transcribed mRNA poly(A) tail shortening. The coding region runs from base 859 to 3657 and encodes 932 amino acids. NCBI's taxonomy places the organism in Eukaryota, Metazoa, Mollusca, Bivalvia, Myida, Myidae. The record is from RefSeq and is a predicted model, not a curated record.
GCCAUUGCGGAUUGCCUUUGUUUGGAUUGUCCUCCAAUUGUAACUAACCACAUGUUCGUCAGAGUUUAACAUGCAACGGUUUAUUUCUGAAUAAAAAUAUUGUUAUUUGGAUUAAUUGUAAACAGUAUAAUAAAUAAUGAUAUUUUAUUCCCAACGCAAUGUAAACUGCAGGUCUGAAUGUGCAGGUUAUAGCUGUUUGUGAAUAGUGGCCUUGUCAGGACUAUUAUUUUGUCAUAGUUUGUGAGUAUACUAGCUGGCGAGUUUUUAAGUGUCAUAAUUGAUAAGAUAAUAGAUGAGGACAGCAAUGAGUAUUGCUUCUCACAUACUAUCAUUGUACAAUCUUUGUGAGCUUGUUUAUCAUUGCUCUACUAUGAGUAGCACCCUUCAGCUCUCGAGAGGGAGAAAAGAGAAAUAGGAUUAAAACAAUGCUGUAUGAAUUACCUGGAUUACCUAGGAAUGAGAAAAAUGAUAAGGAUGCCUUGUGCAGUAUGCCUUCCUAACAAUCAUUUACUAGCGGAGUCUAGACAACAUUGAAACCACCUCUUACAACUGAGAUUCCUGGGAUUGAACUUAAACCAAGUGGCAUCAUUCCCAAUUGCGUAGUGCAUGUGGAGUAAUGGAAAAAUGGACUUUUUCGCCAAACAAUGCUGUACUUAAGAACAAUACUCCUUAACAAGUUGGAUUCCUUUUUCGUAAACAGAAGUUGUGAUGCAACAGGUUUUUUAACAGAUUCAUAAGUGGAUUCUGUUUGUUUUCUUAGGGUAUUAUGUUUUGAAUGUGACACGUAGCAUUAUUGAGAGUCAUAAGUAAAUGAUAUCUUGUCCACUUGUUUGUUGACGAGACGUUCUCAUAAUCACCAUGCAGAAAGUGUUACCUGUGAAGCAGGCUUUGGUAAGCGCCAACACAGAAAUUAUUCGAGAAGAGGAAUAUGCCGGGACGUCAACAAGCCUGUAUGCAGAGUCCGUCCCUGCAUGCAAGAAAUGCCUUCAAGAACGUACAGGUAGUCGUCACUAUAAAAACACCAACAUGAAUAAUAAUAAAAAAGGGAAGCGAAAACAGAACCGAGCAAAUACUCCCAUAGUAAUUCAGCUGAAAGAUACUCUUAAAGCAGCCAUUCAGCAAAAACAGAAAAGUCGUAGAAAUUUGCUUCAAAAGCAAGAAUCAAGUGAGAUUAGGGAAGACAUUGACAUUGAAACUGAUAACAGCUCUGAUCGUAGUGAGGUGACCUAUAAUCACAACAGGAAAAAUAACAGGCGCAAAAAUUCCAAAAACUUUAAUAGUGCCUUUAUCAAUGUUGUUGAAAAGCAACACAGGAAAAGUUAUACUCCUUACAAUGUGCAUACUAACUAUUGUUUCCAAAAUCCAUGUAAUGAAAAACUAGUUGCAGAGUAUGUACUAAACAAUGUGAGUGAAGCUCAUAUACCACACAAAGUUUUUCACAAGAAAAACAUAGAGGAGUGUGAGAAUGUGGAUGUCAUAUGUAAUGACCUAACUAGUGUAGAAUCCACACAGGAGGAUACAGAGGAGAGCGAGAUUUCGUCAACCACAUCCAGCUCAGAAAUCCAGUCUGAUUCUGACAUUUCUACUGCCCAGGAGGGGAGAGAAGCUCCGGUGGCAAGCCAGGAAUUUACACCGGAGGAGCUUCAACAGCUUGCUGAGUACACAACAGGUUACCCGCUUGUCCGGUAUGAAUGCCCACCGGACAGCUGUCCCCAGUGUCAGUGGUACAGUAGUUACGCCUACAGUGAUUCCAGGGCUGCUACGGGCUAUGAGCCCUACACUGCUCAAUCCAAGCCUCUGCAUCGAACUGGGAGGAGAAAUAAAUCCAAGAAGUUUGCUCAACAACACCAGAAGGUGCCUUUGCACAAAGUGACAGCUACUGUUGAAAUUGACAACAUAUCAAACACGGAGAGUGAUUAUGAUGUAAGUGAGGUGACAGACUCAGUCUCGGAGACCUCAGUUGAUACCGACAGUCACUGUGACAAUGCCUCUCCAGUUUUCAAAGGGAAAUCGUUCCGCUGGGGGGAGAAAAGGACCAAGACAUCUCACAAACAGCUGCUUGAUAUUGACAUUGCAGGCAAGAACAGGAAAUCUCAUUACACCAAUGUUCAAAGUGACUUCUGUUUGGACUCAGUGUUUAUAGACCUUACAGAUACAGAUGUUACAUUUAGUGUUUAUUACCACCACAACUUUACAGACAUUCAGUCCCCUUAUUCAUCAAGCUUGGCAACAACGCGUACAACAUCAGAGUCGGUAAUUGGUAGCCAUCAUCAUGACUACAUGCCAUGUUAUUCAGUACCGUACUACCAACAGUACAUGUACUGGUCUCCGUAUUACACACCUAUGUACACGGUGCCGAUGCCAUUUUGUCUUGAACCAGAGGAUAAUCUACCAAAGACAGCAAUGGUCCCCCCAGAUUACCUCCCCACAUUCUCAUCAACGCAGCCUCCACAGCGACAAUGGAUCCCCCUGGCACGGCCGGAGGCUGGCAGACCCGCAGCGAUCUUCACUGUGAUGUGUUACAAUGUCCUGUGUGACAAGUACUGUACACGGCAGCAAUAUGGCUACUGCCCGUCAUGGGGCCUGAACUGGGAGUACCGCAAGAAGGGCAUAAUGGACGAGAUUCGCACUUGUGCUGCCGACAUCAUUGGCCUUCAGGAGGUGGAGACAGACCAGUUCUACAAUUUCUUCAAGCCAGAGCUUGAGCGUGAUGGGUACCAGGGAAUCUUCUCGCCCAAAUCACGCGCCCGCACUAUGACUGAGCAGGAGAGGAAACACGUCGACGGCUGUGCCAUCUUCUUUAGAACGUCCAAGUUUACCCUCUUGAAGGAGCAUUUGAUUGAGUUCAACCAGCUGGCAAUGGCCAAUGCAGAGGGUUCAGAUGAGAUGUUGAAUCGGGUCAUGACCAAGGACAACAUCGGCCUCGCUGCCCUGCUCCAGACACGCGAGGGAGUCUUCGACAGCAGUGGUGGUUUGCCACCGGAGGGGAAGAUAAACCAGCGUCUGCUGAUCACAACGGCCCACAUGCACUGGGACCCAGAGUUCUCGGACGUGAAGCUCAUCCAGACCAUGAUGCUCAUGUCUGAGCUGAAGAAGGUCGUAGAGGAGAGUAACGCAUCCAUCCAGUCCACUGAGCAAGGCGACUGUAAUUCCAUUCCUAUCAUCCUCUGUGGUGAUCUCAACUCCCUUCCUGAGUCAGGUGUGAUAGAGUACCUGCAGACAGGGAAGGUUCCUAGCAACCACAUUGACUUCAAGGAGCUUGGUUACGAGGCCAGUCUCCAGGCCUUCAACUGUCACGACACAUCCACACAUCUUACACAUAUGUUCCGCCUUGCUAAGGCAUACGAGGACAACAUAAUGAAAUACACUAAUUACACGUUUGAGUUUAAGGGUAUUAUCGACUACAUCUUCUACUCUCGCAAAUACAUGAACCUGCUUGGUGUACUUGGGCCUAUGGAUGAGAACUGGUUUAUUGAGAACAAGGUUGUUGGCUGCCCACACCCGCAUAUCCCCUCGGAUCAUUUCUCGCUGUUUGUCGAGUUUGAGAUGCCUGUGCCGUACCCAGACAUCAAUACCAUUCUCAAGGAAGAUUCUCACAAGCCAAGCUCCCUCGGUGCAAUUGGCAGUGGCGUCCACAGGGAAAAUAAAAACAGAUAGCUCCUCCGCUGUGUCCUUCAAUGCCCUUAUUCAUUAUUGGAAUGUGUACUGGUCUCUGCCAUUGAGAAGGGAAAUUCAUUCACCAGGUGUUGAUGCUCCUGUCACUUUCAGGUCUUUCAUUUUUUGUCAUUUUUUUUCAAAAGUAUCAAUAAGAAAUCAACAAUCUUGUUUUGAAGAAAAGGUUAAAAAGUUAUUUUUAGAAAUGAAGUGUAAAAGGAUUUAAGCAUUAAAACAUGGUUUUAUAAAUUAUGUUGUACAGAUCUUGUUUUCAUGUAUUUGAGAAAGUGUAGAUUUGCUCAAAAAUGUUGUUCAGGUCAACUAUUUGAUGUUGUAUUUUUACCAGCCAACAAAUGACACAAGUCGUUGAAAAUAUAAAAGACAAUGUUUUAUCAGAAUUAACCUUAAUAUAAGAACCUAAGCAACCCUAAAUACGAUUAAUCUUACCGAAGGACCAUACUUUGUCAGUGCAACACCAUAUAUUUUAAGAUGUCUUUGAGCAUUAUUGAUUAUAUAACUAUACAAACUAAGCAAUCAUAAUAUCCAGACUUAGACAAGGGUGUAAUCCACUGAUUAUAAUGUUGUAAUUCCAGGUUGGCAUAAUGUCCAGUCUACUGACAUGUUCUAGGGCAUUAGUCCAAACAUUUAGUACCAGUAUAAAUACAGAUAAUGAUCAAUUCUCUCCGGUGACCAGUAUUAAUGAUCCCAUUGUUCUUAUAUAUCUUCAACUAUGAUUUAUUUGGUGCUUUGCCAUUUCUCCUCAACACUGUUGUUUAGAUAUGAUAUUUAAGGUCAGAACUGGCUGUCUUCUCUGUGUUUCCAAGCUUUUAAGGGGCGGGAGGGGGGGGGGGGGGGGGGGCAGCAUUGUAAUAUAAAGUUUUUAAUGUUAUUGUUUAGCUGCACUAUCUGCUAUCCUUUGGGAAAAAAGAAGUUAUUAUUCAAUUAUGGUUUGAGAUACUCUUGAUAAAGCAACAGCUUUUAAAUUCUAUAGGAUGUGUCAGCUUUUAAAAGGAAACUCAACUUUGUAACUUCAUAGAACUAAAACCGUUUGUAAAUUUGUUUCUCUUUAGGUAUUAGACAAACAAUCAUAAUUUUUCCCAUAAUUUUAGAAAUGUCAAACAGUGUUAUUGAGUAACAACAGGUUUACCGAAGCUAGUUAUUCAAGCUAGUUAUUCAACGUUACUGUAAUUAUUGAUUCCUUUAUCAGGGCAUCAAAUUCCUGUGUGCCCUUCGAGGUCCUGCAUGUUGUGUUUAACACAUACCUUAUAAUACAAUGCAAGAUAUUGGUAGCCAUAAACAUCACAUCUCAUGUUUAAUGAUCACACAUAUGAUCAGUCACACGUUUACCCUGCAUUUGGUCCAUUGCGUUCACCUCUGCUGCAGCUAAGUUAAUAUCAGGGAAAAGUUGAGCUAUCUGUGUCUUAUCUGAGUCUCAUAUAAGGGUUUAUAAGUCCCACCCCCUCCAUCAGUGGCAUACAAGGGAACCAGUGACAUACAUAGGUGUAUGUACCCCCAUCCUCUCCAGUGGCAUACAGGGGUGUAUUUACCCUCACACCUCCAGCAGACACAAGGGUUUAUAAACCCCUACUCCAUCAGUCACUCACAAGGGUGUAUUAACCAACACCCCCUCAAUCAGUCACACACAAGGGUGUAUUAACCAACACCCCCUCAAUCAGUGACAUACAAGGGUGUUUUAAUUCCCACCCCCUUUAUCAGUGACAUACAAGGUUGUAUUUAUCCCUACAUAUUAAUUAGCCACAUAAAUGGGUUCUUUUCACCACAAUUUCUGCAAUAAGCAACAUACAAGGGUGAAUAUACCCUUACUCCCUGCCCCAUUCGGCCUUACACCGUCCACACACCCUCCAGCUACCCAUUGUGUUAGAUUGACUGCUUUAUAUCACAACACUCGUAUCAUCACAUCUUUAAGUGGCUUUUUAUUGGUUCAUCAUCUUGCAUACAGAAUUUGCUUGGUUUAACAUUUUUGGCUAGAACAAGAACAAAUACAUACCCAUAUUAACAACUUUGAUUAAUCUAAUAAUAUGGCUCUUCUUAAUACCUUAUGGACUAGUCUUAAACAUGCUUCUAGGUUCUAAUCUUACCCUGGCAAGUAAUUCAUUAAAUGUGUUUAGUUGUCAUCAUUAUUGAAUUGAACAUGUUGUUUGUAAUGUAUACUCAGUAUAGAGAUGUAUUGUUUAUUAGUUGUUUAAUCUGAUAGGUGCCGUUUGAUGAAUUGCAUGCAGUAAAGGAAUAAUUGCCGUUCAGAGUUAUGCUUUCUUCAUUUUAAAGCAUCAUUACAGUAUUCCACAUGGGCAUUAAUUCACGUCUAGUACCAUUAAGCCAUUUCGAAAUUCCAUUCACAUUCAGGCAGUGUUGGACACUAACAUAUGUGGGGCAUAGCUAAAUUAUUGAGAAUAUCACAAGCAUACAUGUUCAAACUCUAGCUUUAUCAUAUGGAAUACUCCAUAAUUAUAGUCUUGUGAACACCCUGAUCUCAACAUUAUGUUGCUGUAUACCGCUGGAUCAGAAUCUUCCUUAGACAGCUGAGGGCUUUUUCUCAAUUUGUUGUCCAAAUCUUAAACUUGCACAAAAGAAAGUCUUUUCACUGACAUUAAAAAAACACAAUUUCUUGCAAAACAUCUGAUUGCAAGAUUGCAUCCAAUAUGGCUGCCAUUUACAUAGAAAGUAUUGUUAGAAGUGGAUUUUCUGUUUUGUCAGUCAAUAUACUUUGCUGAAAGUUUUAAGUUUGGAAAAAUGUUGGAUUUAAUGGAUCUUUGCUGUUGAGCUUUAACAUGUUGCUUGUAUAUAACAAAACGAUCUGACCCCUUAGAAUGGAGAGUGGUGCCUUGUGGGUGCAUGUACAUUUGCUUUUCUCUAGUAAAUAAAGAAUUCAACUGAAUUUCAUGUAGUUGCUUUGCCUUUUGCAUAAUUCCAAAAUAAAGAAUUAGAGGUGAAACAUUACAUUUGUACAGUUCAUAUUUUUUAAUAUUUUUUUUCAAGUUUGUAUAUUAUACUGGUACAUGUAUAUGAAUGGUUUUCAGUAACUUAUUUUAUGGUAUUUUAACUGUUUUUUAUUCAAUCUUUUAAUUCCUCUUAUGUACUGAAAUGUGCUGACAAUUUUAUUAAACAUGUAGACACAACGACAAAACAUUUACAUUAUUGACAACUAAAACCCUGUCUAGAUCUCUUCAUAAAUGAAGUAUCAACACAUAUGAUGGCAUUUCUGGUUAAAACAUAUUUCUCUCCAAAAAUAGCCAUAAAUGAAAUUGCGUUAAUCCCUGCAGAUAACUUACUCUUAUUUCUUACAUACAUGGAUUGUCAGUAAGACCUAAAAUAUGAUGAGAUGUUUUUUGUCAGUUUUGAAAAUGAAUUGUACAGAUUAUGUAAUGUAGUGUAAAUGAUGCUUGCAUGUUUAAUUUUUGUAAUAUUGAUCAUUGUGAAAUGAAAAUGUCCUUUGUGACUUAAAUAAAAUAUUUGAUAAAAAAAACA